This is a messenger RNA of Fragaria vesca subsp. vesca, 645 nucleotides long. RefSeq lists its product as uncharacterized. The transcript has a single exon. The coding region runs from base 1 to 645 and encodes 214 amino acids. The record is from RefSeq and is a predicted model, not a curated record. NCBI's taxonomy places the organism in Eukaryota, Viridiplantae, Streptophyta, Magnoliopsida, Rosales, Rosaceae.
AUGGGUAAUGCAGUGUCUCCAUGUUUUCAACAAAACUCAAACUCGGCCGUCAAAGUAAUCUUCUCCCAGCAAGGCACCACCAGGCUCCUCAAAGGAAAACACAUCGCCGGAGAGAUCAUGUUCGAGUUUCCCGACCAAAUGGUUUGCCAUGCAGACUCUUUCUUCAUCGGCCAACCUAUUCCGGCCUUGUCCAUCGACGACGAGCUCAUGCUCGGCCAGACCUACUUCGUUCUUCCCCUCGACCGCUUCUCAGGCAGUGUGCUCUCCGCCUCCUCUCUCGCCGCGUUGAACUCAUCGUCGGCGUCGAGCCCUAGGAGGAAUUCUCCCAUCAAAUUUGGCGGGGAGAGCCCCUUUGAGUACAUAAAGGGUUCCAAUGGAAGGGUGCUGAUCAAAGUUGUGCCGGAGUUCAUCACAAGACUGAUUUCAGCAAGGGAUCAGGAAAUAGGGUCCGAAAGCCCAAGCAACCGCUUUCUCUGUAACACACCGGAGCUUCAGAAACACUACGAGCAGCUUGUUGGCUCUAAAGAGCAAUUAUGGUCGCCUAAGCUUGAAACCAUUUCAGAGCAUAAGACCAGGUUGUCACCAUGCAGAUUUAUAGGGCUCGAGUACUGGAAACCCAAAGAGAUAUUGCAAGUACUGCUGUAA